UCUCUCUCUCUCUCUCUCUCUCUCUCUCUCUCUCUCUCUCUCUCUCUCUCUCUCUCUCUCUCUCUCUCUCUCUCUCUCUCUCUCUGUCGGGCGGAGUCGCCCACCACUGCCAGCCCUUACCGGGGAACCAGCUCCAGGCUGCAGCUGCAGGCCCCCACCACCCUCCAUGGCGCCCCUGGCCUUGGUGGGGUUUGGGCUUCUCCUGGGGACUCCCCUGUGCUGGGGGGCAGCCACCCCGACCCCCUCCCUGCUACCGCCCCCGACCAAUGAGAGCGACACAAGCACGGAGGGGUGCCAGGGAUCCAACCGCUGCCAGCCGGGAGUCCUGCUGCCCGUGUGGGAGCCAGAUGACCCCUCACUGGGCGACAAGGCCGCGCGGGCCGUGGUCUACUUUGUGGCUAUGGUCUAUAUGUUCCUGGGCGUGUCCAUCAUCGCCGACCGCUUCAUGGCGUCCAUCGAGGUCAUCACGUCCAAGGAGAAGGAGAUCACCAUCACCAAGGCCAACGGGGAGACGAGCGUGGGCACGGUGCGCAUCUGGAACGAGACGGUGUCCAACCUCACGCUCAUGGCCCUGGGCUCAUCAGCACCCGAGAUCCUGCUGUCGGUCAUCGAGGUCUGCGGCCACAACUUCCAGGCGGGCGAGCUGGGCCCCGGCACCAUCGUGGGCAGCGCUGCCUUCAAUAUGUUCGUGGUCAUCGCUGUGUGCAUCUAUGUCAUCCCAGCCGGCGAGAGCCGCAAGAUCAAGCACCUGCGUGUCUUCUUCGUCACGGCCUCCUGGAGCAUCUUUGCCUACGUGUGGCUUUAUCUCAUCCUCGCCGUCUUCUCCCCAGGGGUGGUCCAGGUGUGGGAGGCGCUGCUGACGCUCGUCUUCUUCCCGGUGUGCGUGGUGUUCGCCUGGAUGGCCGACAAGCGGCUGCUCUUCUACAAGUACGUGUACAAGCGCUACCGCACCGACCCGCGCAGCGGCAUCAUCAUCGGCGCAGAGGGGGAUCCGCCCAAGAGCAUUGAGCUGGACGGCACGUUCGUGGGCGCCGAAGUGCCAGGCGACGUCGGGGCCCUGGGCCCGAGCCCCGCCGAGGCCCGCGAACUGGACGCCAGCCGUCGCGAGGUCAUCCAGAUCCUCAAGGACCUCAAGCAGAAGCACCCGGACAAGGACCUGGAGCAGCUGGUGGGCAUCGCCAACUACUACGCCCUGCUGCACCAGCAAAAGAGCCGCGCCUUCUACCGCAUCCAGGCCACGCGCCUCAUGACGGGCGCUGGCAACGUGCUGCGCCGCCACGCGGCCGACGCCUCGCGCCGGGCCAGCCCCUCCGACGACGCAGGCGAAGACGAAGACGACGGCGCCAGCCACAUCUACUUCGAGCCCAGCCUCUACCAUUGCCUGGAGAACUGUGGCUCCGUGCUGCUGUCUGUGGCCUGCCAUGGCGGCGAGGGCAACAGCACCUUCUACGUGGACUACCGCACCGAGGACGGGUCGGCCAAGGCUGGCUCGGACUAUGAGUACAGCGAAGGGACACUGGUGUUCAAGCCCGGAGAGACACAGAAGGAGCUGCGCAUUGGUAUCAUCGACGAUGACAUCUUCGAGGAGGAUGAGCACUUCUUCGUGCGGCUGCUGAACCUGCGCGUGGGCGACGCACAGGGCAUGUUCGAGCCCGACGGCGGUGGGCGGCCCAAGGGCCGGCUGGUGUCGCCGCUGCUGGCCACCGUCACCAUCCUGGACGACGACCACGCGGGCAUCUUCUCCUUCCAGGACCGCCUGCUGCACGUGAGCGAGUGCAUGGGCACCGUGGAUGUGCGCGUCGUGCGCAGCUCGGGCGCGCGCGGCACCGUGCGCCUGCCCUACCGCACGGUGGACGGCACUGCGCGCGGCGGCGGCGUUCACUACGAGGACGCGUGCGGAGAGCUCGAGUUCGGCGACGACGAGACCAUGAAAACUCUGCAGGUGAAGAUAGUUGAUGAUGAGGAGUAUGAGAAGAAAGAUAAUUUCUUCAUCGAGCUGGGCCAGCCACAGUGGCUUAAGCGAGGGAUUUCAGCCCUGCUCCUCAACCAAGUGGACGGAGACCGGAAGCUGACGGCUGAGGAGGAGGAGGCCCGACGGAUCGCUGAGAUGGGCAAACCUGUCCUGGGAGAGAACAGCCGCCUGGAGGUCAUCAUCGAGGAGUCGUACGAUUUCAAGAACACGGUAGACAAGCUCAUCAAGAAAACUAACUUGGCAUUGGUGAUUGGGACCCAUUCAUGGCGGGAGCAGUUUUUGGAAGCGAUUACGGUGAGCGCAGGGGACGAGGAGGAGGAGGAGGACGGGACCCGGGAGGAGCGGCUGCCAUCCUGCUUUGACUACGUCAUGCACUUCCUGACGGUGUUCUGGAAGGUUCUGUUCGCCUGUGUGCCCCCCACUGAGUACUGCCACGGUUGGGCCUGCUUCGGCGUCUGCAUUCUGGUCAUCGGCCUGCUCACAGCCCUCAUCGGGGACCUCGCAUCCCACUUUGGCUGCACUGUGGGUCUCAAGGACUCUGUCAAUGCUGUGGUCUUCGUGGCUCUGGGCACCUCUAUCCCUGACACGUUCGCCAGCAAGGUGGCUGCUCUGCAGGACCAGUGCGCAGACGCGUCCAUCGGCAAUGUGACGGGUUCCAACGCGGUGAACGUGUUCCUGGGCCUGGGCGUGGCCUGGUCGGUGGCCGCCGUGUACUGGGCAGUGCAGGGCCAGCCCUUCCAGGUGCGCACCGGCACACUGGCCUUCUCGGUCACGCUCUUCACCGUCUUCGCCUUCGUGGGCAUUGCGGUGCUGCUGUACCGGCGUCGGCCGCACAUCGGCGGUGAGCUGGGCGGCCCGCGCGGGCCCAAGCUGGCCACCACGGCGCUCUUCCUGGGCCUCUGGUUUCUCUACAUCCUCUUCGCCAGCCUGGAGGCCUACUGCCACAUCCGAGGCUUCUAGGGCGCCCCCCCCUCGCCAUGGACUCGGCCUCAGAGGGGCCGCCUUUCGGGGACCUGGCCCCCCCACCCGCACCCCAGUCCUCUGCCCUCUCUUCCCAACAGCAACCGCCCGCGUUUUUCCCAAGCUUGACCCCUGACAAUCUCCCGCUGACUUUUCUGGGGAAAUCUAUACCUCGAAGACCCCCCAGGAACCCUCGGAGGCUCUUCCAGCUUUUCUCCCUUGACACUUUUCUCCCAUCCCACUCUCCACUCUCCUUUUUUAAUUUUUUACUUUUAAUUUAUUUAUCUAUUUAUUUUGCGGGUGUGGAGGAUCACACAUGCAAGGCAUUGAGCUCUAACUGCUGAGCCACAUCCCAGGCCCUCUUUUAAGACCCUUUCUGGGGAGAGGAACCCCCUCCUCCUCCUCCCCCUUUCAGAACUCAGCCAUCUCUGAGGGCCAGAGGGGCACUUCCAGGAGGUUGAUCUCCCCCCUCGGCUGUCCCAGAUCUCUGCCUUUCCUCCCAGACUCAGGGACCUGGGAUGGGGCUGGAGAAGGGGCCGGGGGCACACCUCCUGAUUUCUCCGCUCAGGUCCUUGGGAUGACUCAUCUUGAGGCUUGGAGAAGGGAGGGGAGAAGUUUGGGGUUCCAGAGCUGGAGGAGGUACAAUUCGAACCUGCGACUUCUCACAUUCCAGCGCCCCCCACUUGCCCCCACUACCUCUGAGAGCCAGCCAUGCCUUGGAGGAGGAGGGCCUCUGUGUGUGUAUAUAGUGUGUUUGGGGUGGGGGGAGUGGGGGAGGGUGCAUGUCUUGGGGCAAAGGGGUGACCGACUUUCCUUUUAAGAGGGCAGCAGACUCCCCAAGCCAUGAGAAUCGACUCUGGGGAGGGGCCAGGGAGACCAGCCCAUCUCCCGCGACAAUCUAGAAGGUUCAUUAUGCCCUCAGUGCCAGCCAAUCCGGCAGGACCCUCGAAGAGGAGACCGAGGGUCCCAGAGGACCAAUGCUACAAGCCAGCAAAUGCUGCCACAUCUCUGCCUGAUGGGGAGCAGGGGGGUGGGGUGGGAGGGAGGGACUGGGGGUCAGGGGGGUUUGGGUGGACAUUUUUAACUUAGGCUGCCACCCGUCUGUCGGUCGGCAGCCCGUAUUUUCUUACUGUUGUUGUUUCCCGCCCAAAGGACACGUGGGGUGUGGGAAGUGCCGUCCAUUUCUGGGGACCCCGUGGAUGCUCCUGCAACCCCCAUAACACUCUGCUUCCCUCACAUUUGUAGCGUCCUACCAUCCUGUUGUACAUUGGCCCCAACAUCCUAGCCCUGUGACCCCCUUUCUCUACUCCUUUCUCCACUCCGAGCUCAUCAGCUCCAGCCGUUGUCUCUCUCUUCUCUGUGAUUUCUGUAAAAGUUGCCAUAAAACUUGGAAAUUCUGCCUGAAAAA
Molecule: messenger RNA, 4340 nt
Organism: Sorex araneus (European shrew)
Lineage: Eukaryota; Metazoa; Chordata; Mammalia; Eulipotyphla; Soricidae
Gene: SLC8A2
Product: solute carrier family 8 member A2
Exons: 10
Coding region: 167-2932 (921 amino acids)
Biological process (GO): cell communication; sodium ion transmembrane transport; calcium ion import across plasma membrane
Cellular component (GO): axon; postsynapse; sarcolemma
Molecular function (GO): calcium:sodium antiporter activity
Source: RefSeq, a predicted model, not a curated record